Passer montanus (Eurasian tree sparrow) is the source of this 2903-nucleotide messenger RNA. RefSeq names its product translation initiation factor IF-2-like. The record is from RefSeq and is a predicted model, not a curated record. NCBI's taxonomy places the organism in Eukaryota, Metazoa, Chordata, Aves, Passeriformes, Passeridae. The transcript is spliced from 2 exons. Bases 1443 to 2597 code for a protein of 384 amino acids.
CCGCGCCCACGGCCCACCUGGCUGACGUGCUCCUGCAGCUCCUCCAUGUGCUCCAGCACCGCCGUCUUGGUCUCCGAGUCCUCCAGCAUGGCCCCCACGUCGAAGACGUUGUCCAGGGCUCAGCGCAAGGCACGGAGCAGGACCAGGCCCAGCCAGGGCCCCCUGGCCCCCCUGAUGCACAAACUGGGCUGGGGGACACUGCCAGGACCAGCUCAUCCCAGCAGGGACUCCCUGGAUCCAGCCAGACCCAAACCCACCCGGUGUGCCCAGGAUGACUGGGGGUGGUGGGCCGGGCUGGGCUGGGCCGGGCUGGGCUGUGUGGCUGCCUGCGGCUCCAGCUCUAUUUUAAGAACAAGCAGAAGCUGCUGUAGCUGGAACCAGGGAGAGGAGCCUGAUCCCACUCAUCCCUGCUGGGGGCCUGGCUGCCCACCCUGCCCUGGGAUGUCGUCCUGGCUCACCCGGGCUGGAUCCAGCAGCACAGGAGGGCUCCUGCACCAGGACAUCUCCAGGCCCUGAUGCAGCAGCUGGUGGCUCGCAGGCAAUGUCCCUCCCAGGACACAGGUUCCCCCUGGGGACACCCUGGUGCAGCCCCACAUCCCCCAGCCAGGCUGGGCCACCGUGCUGGAGAUGGAUCCAGCAGAAGCUGAGGACCAGCUUUGUUUCCUGGUUGAGCCGAGGCUGACACCGUGGCCAGGGCUGGCUGGUGACCCGUCCUGCUGCUGGGGCCAACAGCACAUCUGCAAACAUCUGCAAACAUCUGCAGUGGUGACGUUGGCCUCGCACUCCCCCAGCUCCUGGGAGAAGAGGCAGCAAAGCCCCACCAGGCAAAGCUCCCGGCUGGAGCAGCCCCUGUCCCAGCCAGCCACUGCUUGGUUUUGACUCCACCACACCUCAACUCACAAUUCCAUUAAUAUGUUCCCAAUUAAUGCCCCUUGACAUGCAAAGGGAGGGAAAUCCUGCUUGCUUCUAGCAGGAGUAUCUGGGCAUCCCUAUCCCAGCAGGAAAGAUGCUCUUCCUCUGCUCCAUCCCAAAAAUCCACCUGGUCAUAUCCCAAACUACUUGGCACGGGACAACCCUCCCAUUGCUCUGCCAAAGCAGCAUCUGCCACAGUGCCCCAGCUGGGAAGAAGCCAAUUUUUGAGAAUGAAGUUUUGGGAAACUAAAUUCCCGUUUCUUGGCACGGAAUGGGUGUAUCCCCUUCCCAGCAGCAGUUUGGAUCCCCUGGGCUCCUCCCUGGGCCUUUCUGCCAAGGCUUGGCACCACCAGCUCUCCCAGUUUGGGAUGUCCAGCCCAAAAGUGAUUUGCACUGAGCUCUCGUGGCAUCACUGCAACCAUGGCAACGUGUGAGGUCUGGAUCGAGUCCCACCAGGAGAUUCCCAACUCAUCACCACCUGCUCCACCACGGAGCUCAGGAGGCAGAAAAGUUGAAGGCAGAGCCAGGGGAUGUGUUUGUGCCGGGUGAGGGCAGAGGGACCCCCUGUCCCCAUCCCCCCGGGGUUCUGCUGCCCCCACAGCCACGAGAAUGGGGAAGGGAGUGUGAAAGGAGGAAGCAGAAUUGGGACAGCCGCUUUCACAAGACACCCGCUUCCCGUCGGGCCGUGCCCAGCCCCUGGUGCCCCGUUUCCUACAGAAGGCCUUUCCCUCGGGAUGAGGGCAGGCAAGGCGGUGCUGCGGGCCUGCAGCGGCGGUUUGCCCUUCUCCGAUCAUUUUUUGGUUGAGGAUUUCCAACCUGCCGGGCCCAGCCCGCUCAAAGUGCCGCUUCCUGGGGCCUCACAGCGGAAACACCCCGAGUCCCUUCCUGCCGCCGCUGCCGUGACAGCCGGAGCCACCGGGGGCACCGCCACCCCCCAGCCGCCUGCCACCCCGGUGUCCCCCGGCAAAGCCUCCCGGAGCCCCGCGGGGUCCCGCCGAGCAGCGCCCGCCGCAUCGCCCCCUGCAGCCGCGGGCACCGCUCCCGCUGCCACGCUCAUCCCAAAUAAUCCCCUACACUGCACGAGGCAAAACAGCUCCCAGGGAAUUUGUGCUGGGGGCUGGGGUGGGCACCCAGGCGGGCAGAUCCCGGCAGGUCCAGCCGAGCGCAUCCCGGCGUGCCGGCAUGGUGGAAGCUGCGCCCGGCACGGCAUCGGCUCCAUCUCCCGCGGGGGGAUUAAAGCAGCGGCUCCUUUUCCUCGGAGCGUUUCUGGGGAGGGCACGGGCAGGGCUGGAGCGGGCGGCGCGGCGGCGGGACCCGGCCCUCCCGGCGGGAAGGUCACGGCCAGCCCGGCCCGCUCAAGGACGGAGCGAGCGGGAGCGGCGGGGAACUGCGGGAGAGCGGCUCCCGGGCUGCCAUCCCUCCCUCCAUCCUUCCCUCCAUCCCUUCAUCCCUCCAUCCAUGCCACGGGAACGCGCUCGGCAUCGCCGCUGCCCACCGCGGGGCUUGCCCUGCUCCGGGGAGGAGGAAGAGGAGGAAGAGGAGGGGAGCGAAGCAUCGCCAUCCGCAGCCCCGGCUGCUCGCGGCGCGCUCCGGCCCUGCCGCCGAUCCCGCCAUGGCGGAGCCCGCCCGGGCCCCGGGACUCGGGGUCACCCCAAGCACUUGGGGCUGGGGUCCCCCCAAGGUGAGAGCGAGGAGGGGAGGCAGCGGCUGGGGGUCAUCCCAGGGCAGGCUCAGCGUCCCCGGGGAAACGAGGUGACAGCGGGGCAGUCAUCAUUAUCAAUAAGAACACCAAUUAAAUAAUAAAUCUAAUAAUUAGUAGAACGACGGAGUAGUAACAAUGCGAUCGUUACAAUGCUGAUAACGGCGGUAACGCUGCUAGCGAUGCUGGGGCCGGCAGGGAUGCUGAGGGACCCCCACCCUGUCCCCCUGUCCCCCGGGGUGUGCCGGCCCCUCCCGCCGGACCCCGUGUCGUGCCCGGUGCCCCGCGCUCC